UACCAUGAUGAUACUCCUUUAACAGAACAGAGCACCGCAGAGCAGAGUUACACUGCGAGAGAGAGAGAGGGGGGGGGGGGACUCUCUGUCUCUACAUUUUUGCUUAUUAACGAGCAUAUAUAAUUCUAGGGUUUUGAAACAAAUAUGCUCUGCACGGGGAGAGUUCUGGCGCUUUCGCCUCCUCUCACCCCUUUCGUCAUUCCUCACAAUUCACCAUUUUCUAACUCCAGAUUUCAUUCUGUAGAGCUUAAAUCCGACCUCAAACGGAGAUUAAUGGCAACUGACCCUCAGUCCUCUUCUUCUGCUACGUCCAUCGAUGCCAAUUCCGCGGACAAAAAUGCAGCUGGCUUUUGUAUCAUAGAAGGACCCGAGACGGUGCAAGACUUCGCUAAAUUGCAACUGGAAGAACUUCAGGACAAUAUUCGAAAUCGAAGAAACAAAAUUUUCCUGCACAUGGAGGAGGUUCGUAGGCUAAGGAUACAGCAGAGGAUUAAAAGUGCUGAACUAGGAAUUCUAAAGGAGGAACAAGAAAAUGAGCUUCCUAAUUUUCCCUCAUUCAUCCCAUUUUUGCCUCCAUUGGGCUCAGCAAACUUAAAACAGUAUUAUGCUACUUGUUUCUCUCUCAUUGGUGGGAUAAUGAUUUUUGGUGGCUUUCUUGCACCUACUCUAGAGCUUAAAUUGGGACUAGGUGGUACAUCAUAUGAAGAUUUCAUUCGUAGUUUGCAUCUGCCCAUACAGUUGAGUGAAGUUGAUCCUAUAGUGGCAUCAUUCUCAGGAGGAGCAGUUGGAGUCAUCUCGGCUCUGAUGGUGGUUGAAAUAAACAAUGUCAAACAACAGGAGCAUAAAAGAUGCAAAUAUUGCCUUGGAACUGGCUAUCUUGCUUGUGCUCGCUGCUCAAGUACAGGGUCUCUUGUUCUUAUUCAGCCAGUUGCAACAGUAAAUGGGGGAGAUCAGCCUCUACUCCCACCUAGAACUGAACGCUGUUCAAACUGUUCAGGUGCAAGAAAGGUCAUGUGUCCUACAUGCUUCUGUACAGGGAUGGCAAUGGCAAGUGAGCAUGAUCCUCGGAUCGAUCCAUUUGACUAGAGAUAUAUUUUUUAUUCCCAUUUAGCCUAUAAUCCUAAAGAAGUGGGUUGGUAAGUGGUUGUUGCAUAUUUCUUCAAACUACGACUGGAGCAUUCCUGUACAUAUAACCUUAACCAGACAAAAGACACCUAAAAGCUAAUUCUUUGUGUGCAUAUUGCAGCUUUUUUCUGUAUGGGUUACCACUACAGCAUCUACAUUCUAAUUAUCUUAGAGUUCCUCAUCUUGUUAUAUUUCCUGAUAUUGUUGCAACAAUCUUGUGGAUGAUACUUGGAUAGCCAAAUUUGGUUUUUGGUUGGAAAACGAA
Messenger RNA from Nelumbo nucifera (sacred lotus), 1390 nucleotides. The record is from RefSeq and is a predicted model, not a curated record. NCBI's taxonomy places the organism in Eukaryota, Viridiplantae, Streptophyta, Magnoliopsida, Proteales, Nelumbonaceae.